Molecule: messenger RNA, 665 nt
Organism: Sphaerodactylus townsendi
Lineage: Eukaryota; Metazoa; Chordata; Lepidosauria; Squamata; Sphaerodactylidae
Exons: 2
Coding region: 12-665 (217 amino acids)
Molecular function (GO): nucleic acid binding
Source: RefSeq, a predicted model, not a curated record
CGGAUGAGGAAAUGAAAGCUCCAACAGCUUUGAGUGGAGAGCCUUGGAAGAAGGUAACAAAAGCAAUUCCAGCUAAAGUGUUGCCUGAAGAAGGAAUUUGGGAAAAUGAAUGUCAGGAAGACAUAAGUGAAGUGAGCUGUAUCAAGCCAUGCAGAAGUGAUACCUCUAUGUUAAACCCUGACUGUGAUUUCUUUCCAGAUAGCAGCAGCUUUGAGGAAAAGAGUGUGAGAAAGGCUGGCUAUGCUGUUGUGACUUUGUCUAAAACUGUUGUGCUAACUGUUGAAGCAAGUGCCCUGUCAGCAGAGAUUUCAGCUCAAAAAGCGGAGCGGAAGGCUUUAAGCAGAGCAAUGGAAUUGGCUGAAGGUCAAAGGGUAAAAGGUUUCACAGAAAGCAAAUAUGUUUUUCCUAUGAUGUUGCCUGUGCGAGGACACAUAUGGAACAACAGUGCUGUGAUGUACCGAGAUCGGGGAAAGAGAGGAAAGAGAAUUCUUCUCCUCCUGGAGGCAGAAUGGAAGCCCAAAGGAGAGGUCCAGUGCAGAGUGCACCAGGAAGGUGCUUCACCAGAGGUAUGUGCAGAAAAACUCUACCUCAGGCAGUGGACAUCAGAACCACUCCAGCAAAAGUGGAUGGCUCCAGGUUUUGCUAACUAUAAUUGCAGCGUUUAA